Molecule: messenger RNA, 708 nt
Organism: Glossina fuscipes
Lineage: Eukaryota; Metazoa; Arthropoda; Insecta; Diptera; Glossinidae
Exons: 2
Coding region: 80-481 (133 amino acids)
Source: RefSeq, a predicted model, not a curated record
AGAGGAGUGUAUCAAGAAUAUAUUUUGCUAAAUUUCUAAAAUUUUAAACCAAACAAAACUCGGCAUACGGCAAAAUAUCAUGUCAGUGUUAAUAGACAAAAGAAAACGUAACCGCGAAGACGAUUUACUAUGUGAAUCGACACCAUUGUCUAAACGGAUCAAUAACUUGCAUUUGUCAAAUUUCGAAGACACAAAUCUUAAUCAUCAACAACAAUCACAGCAUAAUAAUCAUAUAUAUCAAGCUAUACAAGGCAAUAAUAAUAAUCAUCAUUCGCAGCACCAAUACGUACCGAAGGAUAUUAUAACUCAGUCGUUGACGCAACAACAGCAUAUGGAAUCAUUAGCCCAUGACUCUAUAGAUGUGGUGCAAAAGGCUACUUACAAUCCUGAUUUAAACGAAGUAGAAAAUCCCUAUUAUUAUACUAAAAAUAAGCUAUUGCACGAAUUGCACAUGGAGCGUUUGAAAAGAUGUUCACUCUGAAACUGAUUGAUUAUUAAUGAGUGAUAAUUUGAGGAUAAUGAAGAAAAAUCUGUUUCGACAAAAAGUGUUCUCAUUCCUGUGAAAGGAUAAUUAUGCAGUUAAAUAAUUUCUCAAAAUAUGUAAAAAAACAUGAGCGCUUAUGACCGAAUAUAUAUUUUUCAUUAAUAUUCUAAACCUACUCUUUCAGUAUGAGAAAAUGAACUCUUAAUGAUAUAUAAUAAUUUUAU